This is a messenger RNA of Trichomycterus rosablanca, 4031 nucleotides long. It is a transcript of the gene zbtb35, whose product is annotated as zinc finger protein 131. Gene Ontology annotation, molecular function: protein binding; DNA-binding transcription factor activity, RNA polymerase II-specific. The coding region runs from base 103 to 1821 and encodes 572 amino acids. The transcript is spliced from 7 exons. NCBI's taxonomy places the organism in Eukaryota, Metazoa, Chordata, Actinopteri, Siluriformes, Trichomycteridae. Gene Ontology annotation, cellular component: nucleus. Gene Ontology annotation, biological process: regulation of transcription by RNA polymerase II. The record is from RefSeq and is a predicted model, not a curated record.
GUGAGGAGCAGCCCGAUUUCCGCAUUGAGCUCCACACCGUUAUUAAAUAACUCGGUUCCGCUUCAUUAUCACACCGGAUCGAGCAGGUGAAAGUAACGCACCAUGUCGGUCGAUGGAGGAGCUGAUGGAGACGGUGGACAUGAGUUCCCGGCUCAUUACAAGGUGAUGCUGGAUAAACUGAAUGAACAGAGGAGGCUCGACCAGUUCACUGAUAUCACGCUGAUUGUAGAUGGUCAUCAGUUCAGAGCCCAUAAAGCCGUGCUGGCUGCCUGCAGUCAGUUCUUCUAUAAGUUCUUCCAGGACUUCACUCAGGAACCGCUGGUGGAGAUCGAAGGAGUGAGUAACGGCGCAUUUCGUCACCUGAUGGAGUUCACCUACACGGCCACGCUGGCCGUGAGCGGAGACGAGGAGGUGAACGAUGUGUGGAGAGCGGCGGAGUAUCUCCAGAUGCAGGAGGCAAUCAAAGCUCUGAAAAGCAAAUCGAAGGGUGCGGUCAGUGCCAGCGCAGUGAAGAGCGAAUCACAUUCUCCGUCACCCAAACACGAAGCAAAGAAGAGAAAAAUCUCAAACGUCGAGAUCUCAAACGUGAUCGCCGAGCCCGUGCCGUCGGCCGAGACGGCGCCGCUGGAGAUCCAGGUGGAGGUGGAGGACGAACACAUCGAGGUUCAGGAGUGCCUGAUGGAGGAGGAGGUGACGGACGGGGCGAGAGGAGAAACGGACGAGUCGGCGCUGGUCCUGCUCGCCGACAUCACCAGCAAGUACCAGCAGGAUGCGUCCGACGUGAAGAGGAGCGUAGAGGAGGAGGUGCAGGUGGCGCAGGAGGAGGCGGUGAUGGCCGCCAAGGCUCUGGGGGGUGUCGAGGUGGUGGAGGUGCAGAUCUCGGAUAACGACAUGUUCCACUGCGACAAGUGCGACCGCUGCUUUAAGCUCUUCUACCACCUCAAGCAGCACAUGAGGACCCACACGGCGGCCGCCGAGAAGCCCUUCGUGUGCAAGCAGUGCGGGAAAUCGUACGCCCGGGAGGGCGCGCUCAGGCAGCACCUCGUCUACGCCUGCCACUACGACCCCAGCGAGUCCCGAAAGCUGAAGAGGAAGGUGCACAUGUGUGUCUACUGCAACAAAGAGUUCGACCACUUAGGGCACUUCAAAGAGCACCUGCGCAAACACACGGGUGAGAAACCCUUCGAAUGUCCCGACUGCCACGAGCGCUUCGCCAGGAACAGCACCCUGAAGUGUCACAUGUCGGCCUGCCAGAACGGAGCCGGCGCCAAAAAAGGCAGGAAGAAACUCUACGAAUGUCAGGUGUGUGGUGAGGUGUUCAACAGUUGGGACCAGUUCAAAGAUCACCUGGUGAUCCACACGGGCGAGAAACCCAAUCACUGCACGCUGUGCGACCAGUGGUUCACUCACUCGCGGGAGCUCGGCGUCCACCUGCAGCAGGAGCACCCGGAGGCCGCGGAGGACGGCGCCACGGCGGAGGAGCGGGUGGAGCUGCAGGUCGGCGUGAUGGAGCAGCAGGUGGUCCUGCCGGGCGGAGUGAUGGUGGAGGGACACGUGGCGCUGCAGGACGGCGUGGUGGAACAGGUGGUGGUGAUGGAGGGUCACGUGGAGCUCCAGGACGGCGCGGUGUUGCCGGGCGGGGUGAUGGUGGGGGAGGGGGUGGAGCUGCACAACGGGAUGAUGGGGGAACGGGUGGUGCUGCAGGACGGAGUGAUCGUGGAGGAGGGCGUGGUGAUCUCGGGAGGCGACGACGGAGAGACGGUGCUGAUACAGGUGGAGGAGGACGGCGUGAAGGAGGAAGCUCAGACUGUGACCGUAUGAAACGGAUAGUGGAUUGUGGACGGACGAUAUUUAUUUUUACAAGCAGAUCAUAAUUCUCCUACAUCAUCCAGUGGUGUGAAAAAGUAUUCGCCCCCCUAUUGAUUGCUACAGUUAUUGCGUAAUUGUUCUAUCACAUGAUCACUUCUUUUCACCUGAUUCUGUGAAUCAUCUGUCCCUCAUGUAGGUGCCUCGUCCAGCCAGCAGAGGGCGCAAUCGACCACCCCGUCAUGUCUGUGUGGCACAGCUGAGACUCAAAUUCCAGAGCUCGACAUCUCAGAUCGCUUCUUUUCACCUGCUAGGGGCAGAGUAGCGAGUGCAGAAAGCCACGCACUGCCAUCCGUGAGAUAGUAUUUGUCAGCAGGAUUGUCCCUCCCACUAGACACACACACAGUCAGUCGUGUGUCUGUGUAGCCGCCCAGCUGGCUGAUAGCUGUGUGUUAAAUGUAUAGAACCUGGGUUAUAUCAGACAGGUGCAAAUACUUUUUCACACCACCGUUGCAACAGUAAAGUCCAACUAGAAACAUAAAUUUGGUAUUUGGUUACCAGAAGCUGUUUUCCGGACGAUUUGAGGGUGAAAUAUAUCAUGAAGGCGUGUCCCAAUAAUUCUGAACAACAUACAAAUAAAACAACCAACAAACACCCUUAACAUUAACCGAUACACCGAUCAGCCAUAACAUUAAAACCACCUCCUUGUUUCUACACUCACUGUCCAUUUUAUCAGCUUCACCUACCAUAUAGAAGCACUUUGUAGUUCUACAAUUACUGACUGUAGUCCAUCUGUUUCUCUACAUACCUUAUUAGCCUACUUUCACCCUGUUCUUCAAUGGUCAGGACCCCCACAGGACCACCACAGAGCAGGUAUUAUUUAGGUGGUGGAUGAUUCUCAGCACUACCGUGACACUGACAGACACAGCAGCGCUGCUGGAGUUUUUAAAUACCACGUCCACUCACUGUCCACUCCAUUAGACACUCCUACCUAGUCGGUCCACCUUGUAGAUGUAAAGUCAGAGACGAUCGCUCAUCUAUUGCUGCUGUUCGAGUCGGUCAUCGUCUAGACCUGCAUCAGUGGUCACAGGACGAUGCCCACGGGGCGCUGUCGGCUGGUAAGUGGAGCUGAUAAAAUGAACAGUGAGUAUAGAAACAAGGAGGUGGUUUUAAUGUUAUGGCUGAUCGGUGUAUAUCGGUGGAGUCCUGAUUCUAUCUCUCGAUUUCAUUUCAGACAUCAGUGGCACCUGAAUAAUCAAAUAUCUUAUCAAAUCAUAAGUCUGACAAUGAUUGGACGAUUACAUAACAUCAGCCUGUUAGCCAAUGAGAUCCAGUACAUGCCCUCCAUAGCAAACAGGGAGUCUGAGGGAGUGGCUCGGUUCUAACUCGGUUCGCUGUACGAUACAGCCUGCGAUGUCUCUCCGGCCAGCGCGGGGGCGGUGCAGGUAGCAAGAGAAGUUCAGUAGGUGAUUGGCAGCCCUGGUAGUAAAUGUGAUGUCGGUUGAACUGAUUUAUUGGUACACGCCUUCAAAAUCAGACAGGAAUGUGAAUAAAUAAACACUUUUAUUUACUUUAACGAUCAGUUUCUUUAACACCAAUGCGUCUCUGUUUUCAUUCUUUCAUGUUUGUCUUUUUUUUAUAUGAAAACGUUUCGUUUGGUUUCGAUCAUGCCGAUAUUCAGCUUUACUUCAGACUCAGACUCAUUCUGUAUGAACAACUAUUUUUUAUUAAACUGAUGUGUGUAUAAAUCAGAUAAAUCCAGUUCUGUGAAAUUGUGUGGCCGAAAGUAUUUGGACACCCGACCAUAAGCUUGUUGGACGUCACAUACUAAAAACAAACAGUAUUAAAAGAACAGCCGCUCCUCUGAGAAAGCUUCUGACAAGAUUCUCUGAAGAAUUUGUACUGAUGUUGGUCGCAAAAAUCUCAGUUGAUGUUCCAGUUUGUUCCAAAGCUGUUCAUUAGGGCUGAGGUCAGGGCUCUGUGCAGAACACCAGAGUUUGUGUGUACACAGUCACACAAACAUAUAAUGUUCUUUAGGUCAUUGAUUUAUUAUACUUGUUAACAAUUGAAACACACGAAUUCAGUCAUUUCAAGGGGUGUCCAGAUACUUUUGUCCAUACAGUGUAUGAUUAAAAUAAAGACUGAAUCAGAUCAGAAGCCUGAAUAUCAGAAUCUCAUCAGUUCAUUUCAGAUGCUUGUUUAUUUGUACAGAGAAUAAAAUGAAU